AUGUUGCCUGGAUACUUGUAUAGUACCUACAAGAGGUACAAAGAGGAUACAUCUACUUUCAUCAGAUGGCUUUCGCAGACUGGUGAAAGUUGUGGUUACAGCUCAAUCAAAACCCCUACUCCGAUCGUUGAGGCUGCUCCAAAGUCGGCAAGACUGAAGGGCAAGGCUCGCAAAGCCGCAAAACAAGCGUCGAGUGGAGACUCCUUGUCUCGUCCAGCCACUGCAGUCAAACAAAGUUCUCGAAUUGUCGAUAUUCCUAUUUCCAUUAUUCGAGCUGGGCUUCGCGCCAUAUCCGCGCGUAGAAAGUGCACAUCAUUCUUCACGGAUUUAACCGCAGAAGACGAUAUUCAGCGUGCUCGGACUAAUGAAAGCCACGAAUUCUUCACCGACCUGAUGAAUAAGGUUUUGAUGGUAUUGCAACCCUCAUUUGCGGUUGCUACAGAAGCCACUUCUACCAGGGUCCAAAAUGCCAAGUGUCCUGAGGAAGACAUCGCCAAUCGUUUCGCGCAACUGGAGGUGGAGGAUUUAGAAGAUACAGAUGAUCAUGUUCCGGUCUCAACUGCAACUAAUUCCACUGAAGCUGAAGCAGUUUACGAACUUAAUAUAUCUGAGUCCACGGCUCACAAGGAAGAAAAAUUGUUUGCUAUCGUCUCUCUUUUCAAAGAUCUUCAGGAGUUACGAAAUUUCAUUGAAGGUAUCUGGAAGGACUACAAUGAGAAAAGAAUUGAUCUUAUCACUGCGGCUGCGACUACCAAUGUUGCCUUUCAACUCGGUAUUCGGGCGCAAGACGAAAUUACUGCAAACUUUCCUGGAUUGGACGACUAUGAUUAUGUAAUAAAGACAGUGUUAACAGCACUUCGAGGAGAUGCAACUGGAAACGAGGUUGAAGUCAGUGAAACUGUUGGCGACUUCGUUUUUACUCCCGCCCACACCAUCCUUGACAAUUUCUGUGACAUCUUGAAGCCUAACGAGGUCCCUGUAAUGAAGCGAGGAUAUCUUGGGGUCUAUCUUCCGCUAAUCGACCGAUCAAAAAAGUCCUCGUUAGAGAGAUUUCGAGAAGAUCAGAUCCUUUUGCUGGAGCUAUUACCGGAAUUCUCCUUCACUGCAAAGUACAAAUUGAAGCACUUCGCCAUUGAUGAAUUGACCAGAGGCAUCGGGGAGAUGACCUUGUCGAAAAAGAUACCUGUCUGGCUUACAUUCGCUACUACUGUGCUUUUAGAUAUUUAUCAUACCAUGCGCGAAGAUGUUGCUCUGGCUUAUCUCGAUUCUCAACUAAUUGUCAAAACCAAAAAGGCUAUACUGGACAAACACAUAGCAUUCUCGCGCAAUUUCACUCAUCCAGCCACAUGGCCUGCAAAGAAUCAAAAGGUCCUUCAAGGACUGGCUACCGAUAUUGAACAAAUGAUCAUGACAGACAUAAUCUUGCCCUGCAAGAGAGAGCAAUUCAAAAAGAACAGUUUUCCUCCACCAACAUCAGAGGAGGAUUUCUAUCUCUACAGACAUCACCCGAUUCUUUGUGGAAUUCUUGCAUUUCGCGCAACACUUCUCUGCCAGAGUUUUGGUGUUGCAUAUUGUAACGCCGUGGGUACGGUUGUAUUCCCCGCCCAGUUUUACAACGCUUUAAAACAAAAGCCUAACCCCUUGAACGCCUGGCCACUCAUGGAUCAGGCCAUCGCUGUACAUACUCCGGAACGAGUGUUUGUCGGAGGAGCCCCUCAGAAAAUGCAAGCAUGUUUUAGGCAAGCAUGUCUCAUGCUCGGUUGCUCACCGACGCAAUUUGCUGCCAAUCGCCGACCAGGCAGGGGAUCGGUAGCAUCCAAAAACGGCCCCAGAGGCCUCAAAGAAACCUCUCCCAUCGGCGAUCUAUUUCGUAAAGGCUUUGAAAAAGGAUCAAUAACCCUCACGCUUCAUAUCGAAAACAUACUGAACGAUCAAGCUCGCGACGAAGAACUAUCACGAAAUCCAAAAGCAAAAUCCUUGAAAUACGAAUGGCGCAGAACCAAGCGCCUCACUUCUCUUCAAUUCCUUGAGGCGCUCACAGGAGCUAUUUCACUUGAGCUAUCCGAUCUCAAUUUCAACUACUUUGAGCUCCAUCAACAAAGUGUGAUGCUUCUACGCAAGGUAAAUGUAGAGCUGAAGGCGGAUUUGCAGAACGUUUUUGGGCCUAACUACUUGGAAAAUGAAAGUCAGUUGCCUUUCGUUGGCUUAUAUGUUGUGAUGGCGGCAUGUAACACCGAGAAGACAGCUGAGAAUAUCGGCCUGCGUGGGACUAGCAGUUUAUUAUUGGAGAAAGCGGGAGAAAUAGUCGAGAAGUUUUUGAGCAAUCUUAAGAAUGAGGCAUAUCAAAAUGAGUAA
Messenger RNA from Sclerotinia borealis F-4128, 2355 nucleotides. NCBI's taxonomy places the organism in Eukaryota, Fungi, Ascomycota, Leotiomycetes, Helotiales, Sclerotiniaceae. The record is from the annotation of a GenBank genome assembly.